Molecule: messenger RNA, 1539 nt
Organism: Serpula lacrymans var. lacrymans S7.9
Lineage: Eukaryota; Fungi; Basidiomycota; Agaricomycetes; Boletales; Serpulaceae
Exons: 3
Coding region: 1-1539 (512 amino acids)
Molecular function (GO): flavin adenine dinucleotide binding; NADP binding; N,N-dimethylaniline monooxygenase activity
Source: RefSeq, a predicted model, not a curated record
AUGCCAGUGCGACAAGAGAACUUUUCAGCCAUCGCCGGUGUCACUUCUACCAACUCGGCAAGCCAUGUGCAGGAGAUUGAUCCCUCUGCAAAGUCGAUCGCCAUAGUCGGUGCUGGGAGUGCUGGGUUGGCGAUGUUAAAGUCACUUUUGGACUUACCGGAACACACGAGGAAAGGUUGGGAUAUAGUCUUGUACGAACAGCGUCGGGAUGUGGGGGGCCUAUGGCUACCAGAUCACAUUCCUGCACAGCACUCAGAACUACCUGAAACUCCCUUAUAUCCUCGUCUCCACACCAAUAGGCCCGUUCCGACCAUGACUUAUCCCGGGUUUCCCUAUCCAGCCAAUACACCCCUAUUUCCGAGUCAUGAGCACGUCGAGAAAUACCACCGAGAUUAUGCAAAUCAUUUUAACUUGAUGUCGUAUAUCAGGCUGAACCAUACAGUCUUAUCAUCUUCAUGGAUAGGCAAUUCGACGGACGGAGUGUGGAAUAUUGUCGUUCAGGAUCAUAAUGGCAACAAGCUGCAUAAUGCGCACGACCACCUCGUAGUCGCUGGUGGACGCAACCAUAUACCGCAUAUACCCAAGUUCGCUGGUCAGGAUAUAUGGCUUGAAAACAGCCCUCGAGACGGACCAAAGCGAGAAAUUCUGCACUCGGUAUGGUACAGAGAGCCGGAAGAAUUCACAAGUCGCAGCGUGCUAGUUGUGGGCUCUGGCGCCAGUGCACAAGAUGUGACUUCUCAAGUGUGUUUAACGGCUAGAAGAACAUAUCAUUCAAUCCGCAAUAAUUCUGCUCCCCCUGUGGUGACUGACGUGAUUGUCAAGCCAGAAAUAUCUCACUUCACUUCGACAUCCAUCGUUUUUGUGGAUGGGUCUAUCGUUUCUGAUGCAGACUUUAUUAUUUUGGGAACAGGAUAUGAACUUCGAAUACCCUUUCUGGAGGAAGGUAAUGAGCUCGCAGUCAAACCGGAGGCGCAUACCAAUGAAACAUAUCGGGAAGGCUUGGUUACAAACCUGCGAUAUCUAUUCCCUCUGCAUCAGCAUAUCUUCUCUUUGUCACCUUCAUAUCCCACAAAUGCGUUGGCCUUCAUUGGUCUUCUCAGAAAGACUUCACCCUGCCCGUCAAAUACCGCUCAAAGUGUCUAUGUUGCCCAUGCGAUCGCAAAUGCAAGCUUACUACCAGAUCGGGAAGACUUGCUUCAACAGCUAGCGGCUAUUGAAAAAAGCCUACGCUCGCGUGGCUAUGACCCAUAUUAUAUUGGUCAUCGCAUCCCCGAUGGCAAGUUCGACUAUCAGGAUAAUCUCAAAACGUAUCUCCAGAAGCAUGGUGCUUUACCAGACGACGGGAAGAAAUUUGUAGAGGGUUGGCGGCGAGAGGCGCCCGGAUUCCAGUGCCUCGCGCGGGGUUGGAAACGAGUGGAAGACCUGGGUACUCAGCAUGAGUGGCUUGAUGGAAUUAUAACUGAAGAAGACUGGGCGGGUCUCAUGAGACGCUUGAAUGAUUGGCAACUUAAAUGGGAAGAAGAAUAUGGUCUGAUAUAA